Molecule: messenger RNA, 3291 nt
Organism: Epinephelus fuscoguttatus (brown-marbled grouper)
Lineage: Eukaryota; Metazoa; Chordata; Actinopteri; Perciformes; Serranidae
Product: calsenilin-like
Exons: 8
Coding region: 2125-2817 (230 amino acids)
Biological process (GO): regulation of potassium ion transmembrane transport; negative regulation of transcription by RNA polymerase II
Cellular component (GO): voltage-gated potassium channel complex; nucleus
Molecular function (GO): DNA-binding transcription repressor activity, RNA polymerase II-specific; RNA polymerase II cis-regulatory region sequence-specific DNA binding; calcium ion binding
Source: RefSeq, a predicted model, not a curated record
CCAUAUAUGUGUACCAAAUUUUAUGGCAUGCCUUCGAAAUAGUUUUUGAGAUAUUUCAGUCUGGAUCAAAGUGAUGGAGUAACCAACCAAUAUCCCUGGAGCCACGCCACUAGCAUGGCCAACAAAUACUUUAUAAAGUGUUUUCUAAAUUGGACAUCAGGCAGCAAACUCAUGAUCAAAGUAAUUCACCUUUAGAGGUAUUUAUUGAUGUUACAGAGCUGUUUUUAUGAACAUUGUCAUGGCAUUGUGGGAUAAUUAAUCUGGCGUAGUGUCCACUGAUUAUAUUCUGUAAUAUUUCACCUCGUGUAGUCUGAAAUGUACAUACUGUUGAUAUCAUAGUAAAGUUUCAGACAUACUUAAAAAUCUCAUCUACUGUUUUAGUGUACAAAUAGUAUGUAAGUAUGGAAUUUUGGAUGCAGCCAUAUACCUGGGACAUUUCCCUGGGUGCUCUCAGUGUCAUCUGUAACACCUUUCCCAAUUCAUUGUCUAUGGAGCAGCUCAAGACUUUGUACUUGAUGACGUCACAAAUCUAAGUUAAGCAGUUUAGUUGUUGGAUUAUGGAGAGAGGUGUUCAUGUUUAGUAAUAUUUUCGGACUGUCUGAGGUCACAGGAAAAACAUGUAUGUGUUUGGUAAAUGGGUACAGUUCCCCUUUAAUGCCAUGGCCUCAGUUUACUAUUAACCAUGCUGACGCACUUUGGCAAACGAGCCUUCUCAAGCUCCACAAGAGCUGCAAGGUUUUUUAUAGACAAUAAGCAGUAAGGAACUAUUAUGACGUAUAAUAGGCAUCUUACAUCAAAAGAAUACAAACAUAGACAUCAAAAUCUCACCCUGAGACGUCGAUUGCAGACACACAACUGCUCCUUAGGUGCUCUGAAGUCAUAGUAUCGAAUCGUUUUGUAUUUUUGGAGUGGCACCAUCCCAGUUCAUUAGUUAUCUCAGUAGCUGUUUGACUCAGACAUUAAAGACGAGUCCAUUUACAUAAACCCUCCCCGGCUAUCGAAAUGCAUUUCUGGCCCGCUUUCUCUCCCUCUUCUAAGACCAAUAUUUUACCUCUCGACAAUUGAUUUGCCCUCCACUCCCCUUCGUACUUUAACUGAGUCCAUUAUGUUGUGCAGAGUCAUCAGCUGUGAACUAUACUCAGAUUCUUCUUCACUUUCAUAGUGCGCCGGCACAUUAUAGUCAUGCAAAGACUCACUUGUGUCUUAACAAAAAGUGGAAAAGUACUUUCAGACAAUUAAUACUCAGCAUGUUUGUUACAUGGAGGAUUUACAGAAGCUCCAAACUGACCUCUGAGGUGUGCAGCUCGCCCUUGCAGCACAGAUAUGAUUCACUUCGGCUCGACUAUUCUUAACUACAAUGUCAUAAACGAAGCACCGUUUUUACAGUCACAACGGUCACAGUGUUUUUCAGCUCUGAGUGAAUCCUCCUGAGUUAUUGACCGCGUGUAUGGCUGAACGACCGAGUAGAUACAAGCAGCGCCACACAGGGCAGGGCAGGCUCCUUCAUUCUAAGUGCUGUUCAUAUCCCAGCCAUCAGCGGAUGUGGAUCAAUGCUUGGUUUUACAGCUUUGCAUCCUUGAAAUGACUGAGCAAAUAAAGACAGCUUAGACUGUCAAUCAGAGACUAUUAGUAAAGAAAUUCCUUUAGUAACAAACCCUCCCUUACUAACCUCAAACACACUCACACACACAAACACACACAAACACACACACAGAGCUCAGGACAGUGUGAUAGGAGAUGGAGUGAGUGGGGGUGGAGCCCCUGAGUUGAUGGAGUUGUGGGAGAGAUCCUAAAAUGAACUGACCAGGAGGUAAAAUGCCGGCGAGUAGUAACAGAGAUGGAUCGUGUGCGCGUGGAGAAAGCUUUGGAUCAUUUUGGGGGAUUAAGGCUCUAUGAAUUUCUCUGCACAUGAUGGACUUCAAAUUUGUUUACUUAAAGGAGGAUGCUCUGCGGGCUGUCUUUUUUGUGUAGCUGGUCAGUGGUCUAAGUCUUGGGUUUCAUUUAAGUGACUGUAACUGCUGAUGCCUGUGCAAAAACACUGAUAAAAAGCACGGGGCAGGAGGAAGUUAACAGUAAGUUUUUUAAAAGGGCUUUUGCACAGGCGAUAUCUAAUGCAAGGCAACAAUGGAAUUGGAUGGCAUGGAAGUAAUUGCCAUUGUUGUCGUCAUCGGACUGUUUGUUGUCGUGCUCAAACAGUUUGGGGUUUGGGAACCUUUGUCACUGGAAGACAGCUGUGACAGCGACCUUGAACUCUCCAUGGUGCGUCACCAACCUGAGGGCCUCGAUCAGCUCCAAGCCCAGACACAGUUCACCAGGAAGGAGCUCCAGUCACUUUACAGAGGCUUCAAAAAUGAAUGUCCCAGUGGGCUGGUGGAUGAGGAAACGUUCAAGUCUAUAUACUCACAGUUCUUCCCUCAAGGAGAUGCAACCACAUAUGCACAUUUCCUGUUCAACGCAUUUGACAUGGACAGAAAUGGCUCCAUCCGGUUUGAGGACUUUGUGAUAGGAUUGUCUGUGUUGCUUAGAGGCUCUGUAACAGAGAAACUGCGGUGGGCGUUCAACCUUUAUGACAUCAACAAAGACGGCUACAUUACUAAAGAGGAAAUGAUGGCAAUAAUGACGUCCAUUUAUGACAUGAUGGGCAGGUAUACUUUACCCAGUGUACGAGACGAUUCCCCCUCUGAGCAUGUAGAGAAAUUCUUCCAGAAAAUGGAUCGAAACAGAGAUGGAGUGGUGACUAUUGAUGAAUUCAUAGAAACCUGCCAAAAGGAUGAAAAUAUAAUGGCUUCCAUGCAGCUCUUUGAGAACGUCAUCUAGCUGCUGCAGAGAGACGUGGAUCGGUUAUGCUGCAUAGCGAGUGCUUCCAGCUGCUUCCGGGCCUGAAAUAACUUCAUUCAUCCUGAGGAAGAAAAACUGGGUCGUGCAACACAUGUUAAUACAAAUUGGUGAACACUAUUACUUUUCCUGUCAAACUGUUCUAUGCAGAGAAAUGUGCAGAGUCCACCAAAUCACCUGAGGAUGAAAUGUUUCUUUGCAUGACAAUUUUGUUUUUGCACAUGAUGGAAAUCUUUAUCAGAUGAGCAUGAGUGCUUGCCCAACUUUAAGAAGCAUGUGAUGCAAACCACAAUGAACACAAGCGAGGGGUUUUACUGUUGAACACACUGGGCAAACGAGAAUAUUUUGUUACCGUAUUAUACUGCAAAGAAAUUAAUUAUGUUUCUAAGUUCUUCAAAUUUUUGUGUGUCAUUGUCAUGUUGACCCAAAACCUGCUGAAAUAAAUACACCUUCACA